Messenger RNA from Canis lupus familiaris (dog), 2577 nucleotides. RefSeq names its product syntaxin 1A (gene STX1A). The transcript is spliced from 9 exons. Gene Ontology annotation, molecular function: SNARE binding; SNAP receptor activity. Gene Ontology annotation, biological process: synaptic vesicle fusion to presynaptic active zone membrane; intracellular protein transport; exocytosis. Bases 408 to 1265 code for a protein of 285 amino acids. The record is from RefSeq and is a predicted model, not a curated record. Lineage: Eukaryota; Metazoa; Chordata; Mammalia; Carnivora; Canidae. Gene Ontology annotation, cellular component: presynaptic active zone membrane; synaptic vesicle; plasma membrane.
CUGCUUGCUCACCUCCUCUCGCUGCUCCAGCGCCUCUGGAAGACACCAGCUCACGGAGCCCCAACAAUGCAAGGGGGAGGGUCCUAGCCAUGGGAGGGCCAGGGGAAGCACUCAGGGAUGGGUUUCUCCAGCAGGGCCUUCCUAUCUGUGGCCCCUCAGCCCCAGUCCACUGGCACCCUCAAGCCCCCACAAGAAAUCUCUCCACAGCCCCUAAAGUGUGUUUGAACCUGAGGCCAGUGCCAAGCUAAGCAGGUGCAGUGCCAGGCCCCUGGAAAACAAAAUGAGUCCGCAGGGAGCCGGGAGACUGUCCUUGGAAUGCGUGGGAAGGAGAGAGGGGCUACCCAAGGCAGAGCACACAUUCAGGGUGUCCAUCACGCGUUGCCCCUGCCCCCAGACAUUUGUUGGGGAUGGCAGCAUGUGACAUCUUAUGUCUUUAUGUGCAUGUGUGUCUGAGUUCGUGUGUGUCCCUCCUGAUGAGAGUCAGAAGGGGCUACCUGUGGGAACAGAGUCCUAUAAAGAGCGAGGGCAUUCACCUGCUGGAAGACGGGGGGGUGGGAGAGCCAGAGAAGGAGGAAAGGAGGCUCCUCGGAAGCAGCACAAGAGGGGAGACAAAGGAGGAACUGGAGGAGCUCAUGUCUGACAUCAAGAAGACAGCAAACAAAGUUCGCUCCAAGUUAAAGAGCAUCGAGCAGAGCAUCGAGCAGGAAGAAGGCCUCAACCGCUCAUCCGCAGACCUGAGGAUCCGAAAGACACAGCACUCCACGCUGUCCCGCAAGUUUGUGGAGGUCAUGUCCGAGUACAACGCCACACAGUCGGACUACCGCGAGCGCUGCAAGGGCCGCAUCCAAAGGCAGCUGGAGAUCACUGGCCGGACCACGACCAGCGAGGAGCUGGAGGACAUGCUGGAGAGUGGGAACCCCGCCAUCUUUGCUUCCGGAAUCAUCAUGGACUCCAGCAUCUCAAAGCAGGCUCUGAGCGAGAUUGAGACACGGCACAGUGAGAUCAUCAAGCUAGAGAACAGCAUCCGUGAGCUGCAUGACAUGUUCAUGGACAUGGCCAUGCUUGUGGAGAGCCAGGGGGAAAUGAUUGACAGGAUCGAGUACAACGUGGAACAUUCGGUAGACUACGUGGAGAGGGCUGUGUCUGACACCAAGAAGGCUGUCAAGUACCAGAGCAAGGCGCGCCGGAAGAAGAUCAUGAUCAUCAUCUGCUGCGUGAUCCUGGGCAUUGUCAUUGCUUCCACCUUUGGAGGCAUCUUUGGAUAAAAAUCAUCCCACCUGCCACUCUACUCCGGAUGGUCUGCCCUCAGGAGGCCCCCUGGCUGCUGCUGCCUUCUGGCUGGGAGCCCCUUCUUUCCCAUACUAUCCUGCUCCUUUCUCUGCCAUCGGGCCCUCCAUACCCACCCCACCCUGAGCCGUCGUGUGCAUGAUCUCUGUGACCGUGUGUGUCUGUACUGAGGAGCCGGUGGGGUGGGGCAGGUCAGCAAAGAACAGACUCAGGCCCUGGCCCAGGCCGCCUCACCCUUCCCAGGUAGCACUGCCCAGGGUAGCCAUGCUCCCCUCUCCUUGCCUUCUACUCCAGCCUGGGGUCUGCCCUCUCCUGGGACCAGGACUCUCUCUGGACCCCAACCUUGCCUCCUACUGCCUGGCCCAUCUGCCCUGACCUCUCCAGCUGUCCCAAGCCGAGCCCCCUGAGGGGUGGGGACCAGCUGGCCACAUGGUGCUGCUUUUCAGGUUAGGGGAAGGGUGGCCCUGAGAGACAGCCCAGCUCUAAGCCUCUAACAGCUCAUCACUGCCAGGGAGGCUCAGGGUGCUGUGGCCAGGUGGCUUUUGGCUGUGUCAAGACCGGGCUCCCUCCCCUGCCUAGGGGCAGAGUCCAGCGGGUCUUGGCAUUUCCCCUUCCCAUGUUCCCACAGCCCCAGGAGCAACCCCUUUGGGCUCUCCCUGACCCCAGGUAACAUACUUCCAGAGGCUGUCUGGUGCCUGGUUUCCAGCCACCCUUGGAGCUAGGGAAGCAGAUUGAGCCCAGAGGGCCUCUGCCAUAGCCAAAACCCACACCCUGGGCCAGCCACUCUUCCCGGCAGGCCUUGGUCAGGUUCUCAAGCCAUCGUGCGUUGCAUGUUUGGGACAGUGGUCCCUGCUCCCUUGUGCUCUGGGAAAUCAGACUUACUUCAGGCCUGCAAUCACAUCCUGCCCUUGCUGUCCUCCACUGACGUGCCACGUGGGUGUCUGGUGUCUGGGAUGCAGUAUUCAGCAGCCAGCCAGGGAGGAGCACCUCCCUCCUCCCCGUCUUGGGGGCUUCUCAAGUCAGAAAUGUGCCCCUGCCCGAGACCCCUCUUCCUCGUUGACAGGCUAGGAGUAUGCAUGCGAGUGCAUGCAGUAGGGGACGGGGCCCCAUCUGUGCCCUGCCUUCCCCUCAGCUCUGCUCCUACCCAGUGACUGUGACCACUGUCCGUUGUUGCCUUCUCUAUCAGCCACUUCCCUCCCCGCCUUCACCCCUUCACCAAAGGUCUUGGUACAACCAGCUGCCCAUUUUGUGAAAUUUUUAUGUAGAAUAAACAUUUGUAUCUGUACCGUG